AUGGCAAAGUCAUUGCAAAAUCUUGAAGAACCUUCUGAUUGUCCUCAUAAAUUUGGUAGCAUCAUUCCUUCGAGAAUGAGAAGAUGUACAGACCUUGUAAUAAAGUGUGGGACUGAAUUGAGGGUCAGGGAGCAUACCGUGGUGUACACAAGACCAAAAGAGGAUGAUGAAGAGAGUGUUGCUUCAUGCAAUCAUAUAACCAUAAUUGACGGUGACUCGCCUGAAGAAGAAGAAGAUGUUGAAGACGCUCCACCUGAAUUGGAGGAAGGUGUUAAGGCUACUGUGGAUGAUCUAAAGGAGAUCAAUCUUGGUACUUCAGAGGACCCGCGUCCAAUAUACAUAAGUGCUUCACUGAGUCCUGACGAAGAGAAGGCAUAUAUUAAACUCUUGCGGGAGUAUCAAGAUAUUUUUGCAUGGACUUAUAAAGAAAUGCUGGGUUUAGAUCCAAAAGUGGCCGUCCACCAUUUGGCUGUUAAAAAGGGAGUUCGACCUGUGAAGCAAGCACAACGGCGAUUUAGACCUGAUUUGAUUCCGUUGAUCGAAAUGGAAGUCAAUAAACUCAUUGAAGCCGAGUUUAUUCGUGAAGUUAAAUAUCCCACAUGGAUUUCGAGUAUCGUGCCUGUGCGAAAGAAAAAUGGACAAAUCCGCAUCUGCGUCGAUUUCAGGGAUGUUAACAAUGCUUGUCCCAAAGAUGACUUUCCUUUACCGAUCACUGAACUCAUGAUUGAUGCAACUACUGGGCAUGAAGUUCUGUCAUUUAUGGAUGGCUCUUCUGGAUAUAAUCAAAUUUGA
Coffea eugenioides is the source of this 792-nucleotide messenger RNA. RefSeq lists its product as uncharacterized. Bases 1 to 792 code for a protein of 263 amino acids. The transcript has a single exon. The record is from RefSeq and is a predicted model, not a curated record. NCBI's taxonomy places the organism in Eukaryota, Viridiplantae, Streptophyta, Magnoliopsida, Gentianales, Rubiaceae.